UCGACUCGCGCCGUGUACCACGCGUGUUUGAUUAACGCGGAGAAAACUGAUUUAUUGUGUCGCGUUGAAAAAAUAAUCGGCGCUGAAGAUAUGUUGUGAUGGAGGGACAGGAGUGGCGGGGCGAGUGGCAACAGCCGCGAUUAGACGGCAUCGUGCCCACUAGCCAGUGUCCGCGCGGUGGUUUUACACUAUCGCCUUCGUUGGCGGAACGCAUCGGUCGUGAUCAUGAACAGCCGAUGUUACAGUCGCUACACCACCCUAUCAGGGAUAAUUCAUUAUGCGCACGCAGUACAUACUCCCCGCUGCAGGCCCUCAGUGAGAGUACGUGCCGGGACCACGGGGCCCAGUCAGCCCCUCCGCCGCAGCCACCGCCAAGGGUCCAGUUCUCGCCGCAGGUUUCGUCGCAAAACGUGACCCUUCACCCAGCGGUGGCGAGGUGCACUGCAUCGCUGGAGUUGGCUGCCCUCUGGCGGAGCUUCCACGAGCUCGGCACUGAGAUGAUAGUGACGAAGGCCGGCCGGCGCAUGUUCCCCGCAUUACAAGCCAGGCUCGCCGGCCUGUUGCCGAACGCCGACUAUUUGUUGCUCGUCGAUUUUGUACCGCUUGAUGAUAAGAGAUACCGAUACGCGUUUCACAGUUCAAGCUGGGUGGUGGCGGGUAAAGCGGACCCGGUAUCGCCUCCCAGGAUACACGUGCACCCCGACUCGCCCGCUCCGGGCUCGCACUGGAUGCGCCAGCUGGUCUCCUUCGACAAACUCAAGUUGACCAACAAUCAACUUGAUGACAAUGGACAUAUAAUACUAAACUCGAUGCACCGCUACCAGCCGCGGUUACACGUGGUGUACCUGCCGGCUGAGGGGCAGAGCACCGCGCCCGGCACCGUCCCUUACAGGACUUUCGUGUUCCCGGAGACAGGCUUCACGGCUGUCACUGCUUACCAGAAUCAUAGGAUAACACAAUUAAAAAUAGCAAGCAAUCCAUUCGCAAAAGGGUUCAGAGACUGCGAUCCCGAUGAUUGCCCGCCGGAGCAGGCGGCGGCGCGCGGCGCGGCGCGGCGCGGCGGGCGCGAGGCGGCGGCGGAGGCGGGCGCGCUCGCGCAGCCGUACGGCGCCGAGCCCAGCGCCUGCGGCCCGCUCUACGCCGCGCACGCGCACCCAGUGCGAUACCAACCACAUACGGGACACAACAGUGCAUACAGCGCGUAUUACGCACACAGAUAGCUAACGCCCGGACGUAUGAUUAGUGUGUAGUGACUAAAGACAGCCGGCGGGAGUGCUCCAGAGAUUGAGAAUACAUCUGGAUGAAUGUACUAAUGUAGGUAUUAGGGAAAUAUUCAUUUCUACAUACAUGCACAACGGAAAUAUUAUAAACUUACUGUUUGUCGUUUCAAUACGACACCGACAUCUUCGCGGUCUCUGCGAGCUGCAGUCCGCAGCGCUAGGCGAGAUGCUGUGACGCAAAGCGCCUUACGUACUAAGAAGUUUUCCAGAUGAAGUGGAAAGAAUUGUCGAAAAAGACAAUUCAUAAAAUUUCCGUUGUGCAUGUAAGUAGACAUCGUUAAAAAUGAUACUAUGUUUCAAAAAUAUUUAUUUCUGUCUAUUUUAUUAUUUUCAUAGGAACAAAAAUAAAGGAAUCAGUGAGAGAUGUUUUCAAAUUUUCGUCAAACAAUAUAUUUUUGAACUCUGACUAAGUUCAAAAGAAAGUUUUGAGAGAAUAGAAAUGUAGUUAUUAAUGAAAUAUGCUAUUCUGUUAAAGAAAGGCAGUAUUAUUGCCACCUAAAUAUUUAACUUUUCAAAUGAAAUCAAUAAUGUUUUAAAAAAUAAAUUCUUAAAUGAUUUAAUAUUAUGAUUAUUUCUCAAAUAUUCGUCUAGACUCUUUCUGCUUUUAUUGCUUGCUGAGUUUGGUUAUUUUAAAAGCCAAGGCACUGGAUUCUCUUUUCUAAAAGUUUCUUUUUUGCACUUCAAAAUCGUACUUAAAAUAAUUAUCUUAGGAACUAUUACAUAUACUUCUUGUAUUUUAUAGAUUUAUCCACUUAUUUAUUUGUAUACAUAUUUAAUUCCGUUUUAUAUAGUUUUUUUAUGUAAAUAUCAUAAAUAUAACAAGUCAAAAUCCAACUCAAAUUAAUGAAACUGAAUAAUUUUAUUCAAGGAGUAUAAAUGUAACUGUAUAAAUUUCACAGUCAAGUGAUCAGUUUAAUAUGAAUGAUUGGAAUGAGUUGUUCAGUUUCAUAGUAAUAAUCAAUAAUUUGUCACAUGAACGGUUUAGAAUGAAUAAUAAAAAAAAAGUUGUUUAGUUUUAUAAGAGUUAGUAGUUUAUUUCAGUUUGAUACUGACAGUGUAAUACUGUAUUUAUAAGGCUAAACAUGAAACUGAACAACUUUCUCUAAAAUACAUAAAUCGAGAUAUAAUUAUUUUUUUUUAUUAUUUCCUAACCGGGUAAAACUUCCAAAAUCCAUGCGUACGAAGUCACAAAUAGCUAAUAGCUAAUAUUUAUACAGGUUCUCGAUUAGGUAUACUGGUAUUUUAUUAAUGUAUGCCAUAUAAAAAAAUUAAAUGGAAUAUCUUUGUGUAAAAGCCUGUCUGAUGAAAGAUAGUUGACUUUAUCUGAUAGAGAAUAGAAGUUGAAAUAUAGGCGAAACUUGUAAUAAGCCAAUUUGUAUUUUAUUGUUUUAUAAUAUUGAAGUGAAAAUUACAUUGUGCCAUAUUAUUAUUAUAUCUAAUUGUAAGUAUAUAAUUAUAUGUGAAAAUAUGUAUUAACUAAAACUCUUUAUAAAAUUUGUAGAAAUCCAGUAUUUGUUUAUUGUUGUAAAUGAUCUGUACUUUGCAUGAUUUUAAAAUCAGAAGAUUUUAUUAUUUUAUGAAGUUUAAAGUAUAAAUACUUGUAAGUACUUAAAUUAAGUUAAACUGUACUGUGUUUAAAUAAACUAAAUAAAUUAAUUAAAAAAAAACUAACCUUUCAACUGUGUCAUGCAAAAUGGUGGAAAAUCCACAUCUGUGGCGU
Galleria mellonella (greater wax moth) is the source of this 3000-nucleotide messenger RNA. Its product is annotated as T-box transcription factor TBX1-like. Gene Ontology annotation, cellular component: nucleus. Gene Ontology annotation, molecular function: DNA-binding transcription factor activity, RNA polymerase II-specific; RNA polymerase II cis-regulatory region sequence-specific DNA binding. The transcript is spliced from 9 exons. NCBI's taxonomy places the organism in Eukaryota, Metazoa, Arthropoda, Insecta, Lepidoptera, Pyralidae. The record is from RefSeq and is a predicted model, not a curated record. The coding region runs from base 99 to 1220 and encodes 373 amino acids. Gene Ontology annotation, biological process: positive regulation of DNA-templated transcription; regulation of transcription by RNA polymerase II; cell fate specification.